AUGCGCGUUCUGGGCCUCUUCGCUGGCCUUGCAUCGGCGGCAGCCGUGUCGCCGAGUGUUUGUGGCAGCCACCCAGAGACAGUGCCGGACUGUGACAAGCCAGACAAGGGCUCUUGCGGCAAUGCAUGCUGCGUGGCAGAGCUCGACCUUUCCAUGGAUCCAGCAAAGGCUUACGCACAGACCCUCGAUGUAUUGAAGGGCUUGCAGGACGACGGCUUCAGCUACGUUACGGGUGGCGACCCCAAUCCAGGGGAUGACCUCCGCCCCUACAACGUCUCCAAGCCGAAGCCCUUCAAAUUUAUCUUCCAGGGCCGGCAUGACGCUCCCAAGUACAAGGGUCCAAACGCCGACAUCUUGGACUUUGCGAUCUACGAAUCCGGCUCAGGUUCCGUUCUGCGGAUGUCUUCGCUAAGCCGCAUCCACGGAGCUUUGGGCGACGCAGGCCAGAAUUUCAAGACGCUGGCUUUCCUUGCCGAGAAGCUCGGGUCCAGCAAGCCCACUCCAGUGCAUGGUUGUGGACUUCCGGUGGCAUCUUCCCCGUCAUCCAUGCAGCGUGGGGGUUUCUUCGAUGUCGCUACGCAAACUUCCCCAAGUGUGUGUGGACCCUCUCCUUCGAAGGUGCCAGAUUGCGACAAGCCAGACAUGGGUUCUUGCGGCAAUGCAUGCUGCCUUGCCGAGCUCGACCUUGCCAUGGAUCCGGCGAAGGUUUACGCACAGACCCUCGAUGCAUUGAAGAGCUUGCAGGACGACGGCUUCAACUACGUUACGGGUGGCGACCCCAAUCCAGGGGAUGACCUUCGCCCUUACAACAUUACGGAGCCGAAGCCAUUCAAGUUUAUCUUCCAGGGCAGGCAUGACGCUCCCAAGUACAAGGGUCCAAACGCCGACAUCUUGGACUUUGCGAUCUACGAAUCCGGCUCAGGUUCCGUUCUGAGGAUGUUUUCGCUAAGCCGCAUCCAUGGUGCUCUGGGCGACGCAGGCCAGAACUACAAGACGCUGUCCUUCUUGGCCCAGAAGCUGGUGGCAUCGCAGAAGAUUGUCCCGAAAUACGGCUGCGGCUUGACGACGAAUGCGCAUGUGGAAAUCUUGUUGUGA
Messenger RNA from Symbiodinium sp. CCMP2592, 1095 nucleotides. NCBI's taxonomy places the organism in Eukaryota, Dinophyceae, Suessiales, Symbiodiniaceae. The record is from the annotation of a GenBank genome assembly.